Closterium sp. NIES-65 is the source of this 450-nucleotide messenger RNA. The record is from the annotation of a GenBank genome assembly. Lineage: Eukaryota; Viridiplantae; Streptophyta; Zygnematophyceae; Desmidiales; Closteriaceae.
AUGUCCAUUCUCGGCGCGGACCCGGAGAAGGAGUAUCACCGCUUCUCGAACCGCACGGAAACCAUGAAGGAGAAUAACUACCAGAUAAACUACUACGGCGGAGCCGUGCUCACACAGCCGAUUAAUCUCUACAUCAUCUACUACGGCACGUGGUAUCAGUCGGAAGUGAACAUCGUGGAGAAUUUCAUCAAGUCGAUUUCUUCAACUUCCUACACCUCGUUCCUGUGCCUUCCCUCGUCCCCGCCGUGUCACCUUCAGAAAUUCGCGACAGUGCGCGGAUGGUGGAAGAUGAUCUCAUCGCGCUACUACCAGGUAUCCAACGGCAAAUACUACUACAUCACUCCCAAGGUGAAUUUGGCCGGCACAGCCUACGAUAAAUACACAAGCUCGAGCAUCAUUGGAGGUAAGGUAGCAUUCAGCAUUGGAUGCUGUGGCAGCACGGCCAUGUGA